Messenger RNA from Botrytis fragariae, 4614 nucleotides. Its product is annotated as putative atp-dependent rna helicase dhx36 protein. Gene Ontology annotation, molecular function: RNA binding; ATP binding. The transcript is spliced from 4 exons. The record is from RefSeq and is a predicted model, not a curated record. NCBI's taxonomy places the organism in Eukaryota, Fungi, Ascomycota, Leotiomycetes, Helotiales, Sclerotiniaceae. The coding region runs from base 1 to 4614 and encodes 1537 amino acids. Gene Ontology annotation, cellular component: intracellular anatomical structure; nucleus.
AUGUUCAAUAUUGAAGUUUAUAGAAUCUCUAUGACCGGAUACUCAACCCACUACACCGCCGCAAUGUGUUUGUCAUCAGAACUUGUUCUUGAAAAGAUACCUCAGUCUCCCACGAGUGAUUGGUUAUUUGAUAUUCCUCCGGAAUCCAAUUCACCAAACGAACUUGGAGUGCCUCUUCCGCCUACAGCUGUCUUUUCGAGAGAUACAAUUGAUUGGAAAGCUGUAGAAAAAAUCUUCAUCAAACGCCCGAAAUUAGCCAAAAGUGUUAUUGGGCAUGGUGAUUCUGGAUUCGGCAAGGUAGCUUUCCUUGCUUCUCUGAACGAGACCAUAUUGAGUAAAGCGCACUGUACUUUUCAAUAUGAAAGCCAGAGUUAUUUUGCAACAGAUUGUCAGAGAGUUCUCACUAAAUGCAGCCUGACUUUCAACUUUCCUGAUGGAGCUUCUUUAAAUAUCGUUGGGUUAUCUACCAAAAAAUGGUUAGCCAGAGGAGUUGCACUUUUGCAACUUUUCCCCAUUCUCGAAGAAAAAGAACUAUUAGAUGACUUGUUACCCCUAAUCUCACCAAAAUGGGUCGCCAAAACAGAAGAGAAACUCAGUCAUAAUGUUCAAACCACAGAGAUUCAAUCAGUAAUUCCAAUCGUACCAGCGGAGACAAAAUCAAUUCCGGAUGCUCCGUUAACGCCUAAAGAAGAACAACCAGUAGAACUGAAAUCAAAGUCGGCAAAAAACCCGAAGGAGCUCACACCGAAUCAUCUUGUCACGCGUGAGGUGUUUAAUUAUGCAGCAAAAUAUCUAUAUAUCCCGGAAUACACUGUCACUUCCCAGACAGUUUCUAAAAAAGAACACUCAGACAAUCCCGUUACAUCAAAAAAGCUUACAACUCCAAAGACAAGUUUUACUGUCACUAUAUCUUUGCCUGAACAUAGUAUUCAUGCAACCGCAACCAGUUUCGAUCUCCCGCUCACAGAGGCCAUGGCUUGCACAGAGUUCAAAGUGCAAGCUGAGAAGCACCAUACUGCAAAUAGCAUACCUUCCCAUUCAUCAGAAGGACCAAUCAUUUUAACCACUGCAAACGUGAGAAAUUUUAUGGAUUUUUAUAAUGACUACAACGAUAAAUUAGUAAUUCGGAUAAAACGCAAGGGCGAAAUUUUCAAAAGUCAAGCCUUUACCAGGGAUUCUAAUACUGCUGCUCUUGAAACACUUGGUCCGGCUAUUGAGAGAAGCAGUUCUCGUGACCUUGAAACGUUGACUCUCCUAGUUGCUGCAGUCACACUAGCCAAGCAAAGGCCUCAACUACUCUUGAAUUAUUUAGAAAAGAUGAAUGCAAGAAGUGGAAGAUACGUGGGCAAAGCUCUUCCUAUGGAGCUUGAACUACACCAGAGUAGUCUGGAGUUGAUGCAACGCACGGUAGAAACCACCACAAAGCUAAACUUAUCAACACUACCUACUGGUGAAUGCAAGGACCAUGAUGUCUCUCCUUUAGUGGAUUAUCAUAAACCUCGCUUGGAGUAUUCUUAUGACCGGGAAGUUGAACAACGUUCCCGCGGUUUAUCGAAGUGGUCUUCUCAGCGUUCGCACAAACCGAAAUACUCGAAGUUACUCCCUUUAAACCAGAACCCGUCUGAAGUCUUUAAUCACAUUGAAAAUAAUCAAUUCUGUAUUUUAAUCGGGAAAACUGGAAGUGGAAAGACAACUCAACUGUCUCAAAUCAUUCUGGAUGACUAUAUUCGUACAAAACGUGGUGGAGAGUGUAGGGUCAUCUGUACGCAACCACGAAGGAUAGCUGCGAAGUCAGUGGCAGAACGUGUUGCUGAGGAACGUGGUCAAGAGCUGGGUGAUCAAGUUGGUUACAAGAUAGGGUUUGAUGCUAAACUCCCAAAUUCUUGCGGAAGCAUCACGUAUUGUACUACAGGAAUCAUCUUACAACAACUAACACACCACCCUGAUGCUAUACUUGACAACACAUCACAUCUUAUUAUUGAUGAAGUCCAUGAGAGAGAUCUGGAUAUCGACUUUCUUUUAACAAUGGUUAGGAAGCUUGUGAAAGAGAGAAUUGAAGCUGGAAAACCUACACCAAAAGUGUGCUUGAUGAGUGCCACCGCCGAUGCCGAGAUGCUUCAAGGAUAUUUCGCUUUCAAAGAUGGAACCCGAGAAAUUACCUGCCCAGUUAUGCAUGUGGAAGGCCGAGCUUUCCCUGUCGAAAAAUACUAUCUCGAAAAUAUAAUGGAUACUUUCAGAGAAACGUAUCCAACAGGCCAUACUAUAUGGGACCUUCUCGACUCAAACAAGAAUAAGACUUAUUUAAAGAGUGAAGAGAGGAUUAAGAAGACUAAUUUAGUUGUGGACGUUGAGAAUGAGCAGUCUGCAUCAGCGAUCAAAUGGGACAGCCAUGACGACGAUCCCGAUAGUCUACAGAAGCAGAUGGCAAUGGACACUUUGGAGGGGCAAGUACCCACUGAUCUGGCCGCUAUUGUGAUUGCGCACAUAGCGAGUACUACAGACGAUGGCGCAAUACUAGUUUUCCUGCCAGGCAUACGGGGUAUUAAUAUUAUUGAAAAAAUUCUUAAGGCACAAGAUAUCUUCAAUUUAAACUUCAAUGAUGAGAAUAAGUUCAAGAUUCUGAAAUUACACUCCUCUACUGCAGAUCAACAUCAGGAAGUCUUCGAGCCAGUUUCACCAGGUUGUCGAAAGAUCAUUUUAGCCACUAAUGUUGCUGAGACUUCGAUCACUAUCGACGAUAUUCGAUAUGUUGUGGAUACUGGAAAACACAAGGAAAACAAUUUUCAUCAAUUGUUACGAAUUUGGUCACUGCCUUGUAAAUGGAUUAGCAAGUCAAGUGUGAAACAGAGAUCAGGUCGAGCAGGCCGUGUUCAAAGCGGCAGUUAUUAUGGUCUCUUUUCAAAACGUCGCUAUGAUUCCCUGAGAGCAACUCCUCGCCCAGGGAUGAGUCGCGUCGAUUUGCAGAGCACCUGUCUCGCAGUGAACAUUCUCGGUUACAAUGAAUCUAUUCAGGAUUUCUUAGCGAGCGCUCCAGAGCCUCCAUCACCAAAAGCAAUACAGUCAAGCAUUGAGGGUCUUCAAACACUUGGAGCACUCACUUCCACAGAGAAAAUUACUCCUUUGGGCCGAAUAAUGGGGACGCUUCCGCUGAGGCCCACACUGGGCAAAAUGGUGAUUCUCGGAAUCAUUUUUCGUUGUCUAGAUUCUAUGAUAAUUUUAGCAGCCUUCGACAACAUAACAUUUCAUGUGCGUCCACUAGAUAUGGAAGAAGAAUCUGAUGCAGCAAUGAGAGGAUUUGCAAGAACAUCCAAAAGCGACCAUGUCGCCAUGCUCAAUGCUUUCCGUGCGCUUCGACAUUUGGAAGAAGUUGAUGGUCGCGAAGUCAUGACCUCAUUUGCACACCAGAAAUUCCUCAGUGUGGCAAAUUAUGACACAGUGAAGCGAAACAUAAGCUUAAUCCAACAAGCGCUUCGAAGAAAUGGCUUGGUGGUAAACCGAAAGACUCAAGGCGUGGCCGAGCUUGGUACAAAGUAUGGCGGAGAGAUACUGAAUGAGAACUCAGAUCAGGAUGAGUUGAUCAGAGCACUUCUUGUACAGGGCUUGUAUCCACACAUUGGUGCAUGGAAUAAUCACGAAACCAAAUACCAAAUCGUCGCCAACGAGAGAGUACUCAUCGAUAUACAUCCAUCUUCUAUCAAUCACCCUUUGCAGCGACCUAACUUGAAAGUUGAAGGUAUUGCAUCGCCAUCGAAAAACAAUGCCCGUUUGUUAUCCUUUGAUAAGCUUAUUCUCUUAAGCAAUAAGAACCUUGUUAUGCAACGUACAACUGCUGUAACACCUUUUAUGUUAUCUUUGUUUGGCGGGACGCUGAAUCGAAGUGCAGAUAAUGCAGGCCAAGUCGAAGUAGAUGAGUGGCUUCCAUUCGAUGUGCGGAGCACAGACAAAUUGAGAGGCGCAGAGGGCGUUGCGGGACAGACCCUCGUACGUUUCAACAAGGCAUUGCGACAGCUAGAAAACAUUUCUUUUAAUGAUUUGGCCAACGGUGAAUACGUCGUAGACAAUGAAUUAUCUCAUGAUUUCGCAAAAGCUUUGAAGAAUAUAUUAAUCACGGAACAGGACAUUGAUAGACUUGCGGAAGAGAACGAACUCGACCUUGCCAUGGACCUACGCAAGUUUUGGAAUCGAUCCGAAUCGCCACUUGAUAAGAUACCGCCAAAGGAAUCCAAGGAGAUUGUACCAAAGUUUUCACUCCUUGAAGAAACACAACAUGAUGAAGAUUCUUACGGGUCUUUUUUGGAAUUGGUAGAAAGUGCCUUGGAAGGUCCCAGCAUUACUAAACUUUACUCAGAAGCAGCAUCUUCCUCCUCACAAGCCGAGUCACAGCCUGUCAUGGAAGACACGGUCACCAAAGAAAGUGAUGGUGUUGAAUCAAAAAAUCCUGGAAAUUCUAUUCCUUCGAGGUUCAAGCCUCUACCUAAACUUCCGAACAAACAUCGAAAUACUGGAAAUGCGUCUCCGGAAAACCAUCUCGAUAACUCGAAACCCCCUCCUGGGAAGAAACCUAAAAGUAAAAAAAUCAAUCACCUAUUACACAACAUAUUUAAAGGAUUAUAA